Molecule: messenger RNA, 1605 nt
Organism: Pseudogymnoascus verrucosus
Lineage: Eukaryota; Fungi; Ascomycota; Leotiomycetes; Thelebolales; Thelebolaceae
Exons: 3
Coding region: 1-1605 (534 amino acids)
Molecular function (GO): DNA binding
Source: RefSeq, a predicted model, not a curated record
AUGCACGGUAUGAUGGGUCACUUUGGCAUGGACGAUGACCCGAACCACCAGCAGAGCAGCGAGCAGCACGGCAACUACAGCAACGACGUCUGGGCUGGCAUUCCCGCAAAUAGUUAUUCCUCGCCACAACAGACAUCGCCCAUGUAUGAAUACCAGAACUACCAGCUCAUGAACCACGGGCUACCACUCAGUCUACCCGAACAUCCCACCUUUCCGAGGAUGCCGCCUCCACCGGCGCAUCAGCAAACUCUCCUACCACUUCUCCCCGCUCCGGCUUGGAUGAAUAACAAUCCCGCCAUGUCCAAUUUUCCCGCUACCAUGCCCAGCAUGUUGACAAACCCAGGCGGGCACCCGACACGACAGGUCAGAAUGGCGCCCAACUCCGCGCGGGUGAGAGCGUCGAAACCAUCGCCACAACAUGGCGGUGGUAGGAAAUGCUUGACCGAUGAGGCAAAACGAAGAAUAUGCCAAAUCCACAUGGACAACCCGAGUAUGAAACAGGCACAAAUCGGAGCUCAGUUCAAUGUCGAGAGAAGCACUGUCUCCAAAGUCCUGCGCCAAAAGGAGAAGUUCCUGUCUCUCGAAGAGCCCAGCGUAUCGCCUGCCAAGCUACCAAAAGGCAGAGCACAAGACAUCGAUCUCGCUCUCCACAGUUGGUGGCACAACGAGUGGAAAAAGGGCGUUUUGCGAAACCGUGAGGAGAUUAGAGAGGAGGCAAUAAAAUUUUGCAGUAUCCUUAAUAACGAACAAGGCCUCAAAAAGGCCCACGACGACCAGUGGCUCGAUGAGUUCGUACGGAACCACAACGCCAGUACGAAAAAAGAGAAGCACCACAACGUCAGUACGAAAAAACAGAAGUACAAUGGCCGCAUGAAACUCUCACGCCGUUCAUCAGAGGCGAAUAUCUCUGACAUCGCCACCUGGGGCCAGGGAUCUGCAGGUUCGUCUAUUGCCAACACGCCGAGCGGGCACUCGCCUGGCUCCCCGUAUGACUUCACAUCGCCACUGUCUGGGGUUAAAGACGAAGACGACUACUUGCCCUUUGGCUCCAUUGGAUACCGCCAUUCAAACUCACGAAGCACUGCAUCUCUGUCCAGCGAAUUCACUGACACCACUGUGGGCUCUUCCUACUCCGGCGGCCCUUCCAGCCCCGCAACCCCCUUCUCCUUCUCCCCGGAGACGACACAAGGUCCGUUCCCGCCGCCGCAGUACGUACGGGCCAUAGCACCCUCGUACCCGCAGCGCCCGCGCUCGCAGACCUUCCCCAUGCUCGCCAUCGACCCGGACACAGCUACAACCGCCACAUUCCCUCACCACUCCACCUCGCCGCCUGCCCUCGACGCAUCCUCCGACCCCAUAGCCACAACCCCAUCAACGACCGCCAGUACUGCCUCGACCUCCCCAACCCCAGACGACGCGCGAAUCGCUCUCGAGACCUUCCUCAACUAUAUGGAAGUCGCGGCGCCGCAGGGCCUCGUCGACGAAGCCGAGUACCAAACCGUUGUCAAGUUAACCGAGCGCAUGCGCCAGCACAGUCUCGGGUCUAUCAGGGCCAUCGCCGAAGGCGACACCGGGUCCGGCAAUAUGGAGUGCAGCAUUGUGUAG